Molecule: messenger RNA, 1870 nt
Organism: Prosopis cineraria
Lineage: Eukaryota; Viridiplantae; Streptophyta; Magnoliopsida; Fabales; Fabaceae
Product: L-type lectin-domain containing receptor kinase IX.1-like
Exons: 4
Coding region: 1-1701 (566 amino acids)
Biological process (GO): protein phosphorylation
Cellular component (GO): plasma membrane
Molecular function (GO): protein kinase activity; carbohydrate binding; ATP binding
Source: RefSeq, a predicted model, not a curated record
AUGAGAUUUUUCUUCUCUCUCCCAUAUGAACGCCAGAACAGAGGAAGAGUAAGGGAGCGUCCGAAAAUCAUCGCAGUCUUCUUCUUCUUCUUCUCGGUCUCGGUUCCUUGUUCCUUGCCGUCGGUCUAUGUGGUUCCUCGCUUCCACCCUCCUCUUCGCCUUCGUUUGUCCGCUGUAGUGGGUAGGUCGCCGGAUUUUCUUCCCCUGUCAUCGCCCUCUACUCCUUCCCUGCAACUUCAAGAUUCAGAUGCCUUAUUUUUUGAUUACCCCUGCAUCAAGGGAGAUGGUCUUAAGCUGGAAGGAGAUGUUUCAAACAAUAAUCCACAUUCAUUUAUCCAUUUAGGUGGAACGAGAUGGGGUCAGGUUAAAAAGAAUAUUUACAGUCCUGGACGAGUCACAAGUAACCGAAUGAAGCAACUCUGGGACAAGACCUCAAGAAAACUUUUUGACUUCCACGCAAAGUUUUCUUUUUCCUUUAUGAGGGUUCCUACAGAUGGAUUUGCAUUCUUCCUAGCAGAUCCAGAUCUUCCAUUUUCAGAGAACAUUGAGGAAGGAGGUGGUCUGGGUCUUGUGGAUGGGAACCAAAUACUGAAGUCAACUCAACAUCCUUUGUUGCAGUGGAGGAAAGGAAAGAUUGGACUCUUCGUAGGGAUGGGUGUUGGUAUAGCUGCGGUUAUGGCGGCUGUACUACUUCUCAAUAUUGAAGGGCAAGAAAGCCCAAAUGGUCCAAAGAAUUUUUGCCAUGAUGAAUUGGUGACGGCAACAAACAACUUUGCAAAGGCACAGAAACUUGGGCAUGGUGCUUCUGGUGAUGUUUAUAAGGGUUUCUUGAAAGACUUGGACUCUGAUGUUGCUAUAAAGAGGAUAUCAAGAAGUUCUAGACAUGGGAUAAAGGAAUAUACAGCAGAAGUGAAGAUCAUUAGCCAACUGAGACACAGGAAUCUAGUACCGCUAAUUGGUUGGUGCCACGAGAAGAAAGAUCUUCUCCUUAUAUACAAGUUCAUGCCAAAUGGUAGCUUAGAUUCACAUCUACACCAUAGAAACAGCUUCUUGACUUGGAAGAUGACGUAUGACAUUUCUCUAGCCUUGGCUUGGGCUUUACUCUACCUGCAUGAAGAAUGGGAUCAGUGUGUCCUUCACAGAGACUUUAAAGCCAGCAACAUUAUGUUAGACUCAAACUUCAAUGCCAAACUUGGUGAUUUCGGGUUAGCGAGGCUAGUGGAUCACAAAAAGGGGUCACAAACCACGGUUAUAGCCGGAACGAGGGGCUACAUCGCUCCGGAGUAUUUCAUUACAAGCAAGGCUACUAAGCAAACUGAUAUAUAUAGCUUUGGGGUGGUUCUGUUGGAGAUUGCAAGUGGAAGAAAACUCAUUGACCUAAGCAACGAGGCUGAAACAACCAUAGUUGAUUGGGUUUGGCAACUGAACGGACUGGGAAAGAUGCUUGAAGUAGCUGAUCUAAAGCUAAGUGGAACAUUUGAUGAGUAUCAAAUGGAACGUUUAGUGGUUGUUGGCAUGUGGUGUGCUCAUCCAGAUCAGUCUUGCAGGCCCUCCUCUAUAACGCAAGUGAUCCAAGUUCUCAAAUUGGAAGCUCCUUUACCAUCUCUCCCUAGAGAAAUGCCUGUGCCAACUUACCAUCCUCCAACAAUAAUAAAUACUUGUCUUGAGAUUUCAAACUAUAAUGAUCUAGGUGUAAAUUAGAAAGAUACGCAAGGAAGUGAACAAUAUUUUCUGAAUAAAAUAGUGUGAACUUUUUCCUUUAUCAUAGUUAAUGUUGGAGAUGUUUUAAAAUCACUUGUAAAGAUUCCCGUAUCUACAUACGGCAGGAAUUGAACAUGUGAAGCAUUGUUAAUAGGAUUUAACUUUGUUA